ACCCCCUUCCCAGGAAACUUUCAAUUAACUUACUAUUUUCAUUGUCGGUGUUAUCCUUUGCAGGUGAGAAAAUGUCUGCCAAAAGUGACUGGUUUCAGAGUUCCAGGGCCCCCAGCUUUGCUCAGAUGCUGAAAAAGAACCUGCCAGUUCAGCCAUCAACCCAGAAGGUCACCACUUCGGCAGGCCAGGCCACGGAAAGCUACAGCCUGUCGAAUAUGGCCUCCAAGGUUACGCCAGUGACGGGUAAUUUUCCAGAACCUUUGCUUUCCAAAGGUCUCUCAUCUAUUUCAAAUCCUGUCCUUCCUCCAAAAAAAAUACCUAAGGAAUUUAUAAUGAAGUACAAACGUGGAGAGAUUAAUCCUGUGUCAGCCUUGCACCAGUUUGCACAAAUGCAACGGGUUCAGCUUGACCUUAAGGAAACCGUAACAACAGGUAAUGUUAUGGGACCAUAUUUUGCUUUUUGUGCUGUGGUGGAUGGUAUUCAAUAUAAGACUGGAUUGGGACAAAAUAAAAAGGAGUCCAGAUCCAAUGCAGCAAAAUUAGCACUUGAUGAGCUUCUACAAUUGGAUGAACCUGAACCUGAACCAAGAGUCCUAGAAGCAUCAGGUCCUCCUCCUAUACCUGCAGAACCAGUUGUUACGCCUGAGCCAUCGUAUGUUUCCAAAGUACAUUAUGAAGGAAGAUAUGUACAGAAUGCGAAGUUUUCAAAGAUUGUUGAAGAAACAUUUAACCAGCUGAUUUCUAAUUCUGAUUAUCUGAAAUGUAGCAGUUCAUUGGCUGCUUUCAUAAUUGAAAGAGCUGGACAUCAUGAAGUUGUAGCUAUAGGCACAGGUGAAUACAAUUACAGUCAGUGCAUUAAACCAAAUGGAAGAGUAUUACAUGACACCCAUGGUGUAGUUACAGCAAGAAGGUCUCUCCUCAGGUACUUUUAUAGACAACUUCUACUCUUCUAUAGCAAAAAUCCUGCUAUGAUGGAAAAAUCAAUCUUUUGUACAGAACCAGCUUCUAAUCUUCUCACUCUUAAACAAAAUAUCAAUAUUUACCUUUAUAUGAACCAGUUGCCUAAAGGAUCAGCCCAGAUUAAGUCACAGCUACGUCUUAAUCCACAUUCGUUAUCUGCAUUUGAAGCCAAUGAAGAACUGAGUCUGCAUGUGGCUGUUGAAGGCAAAAUUUAUCUGACAGUUUACUGUCCUGCUGAUGUUGUUAACAGAGUAAGCAGUAUGUCUUCAAGUGAUAAAUUGACAAGAUGGGAAGUGCUUGGUGUACAAGGAGCAUUGCUGAGUCACUUUAUACAGCCAGUUUAUAUCAGCGGUAUACUUGUUGGUGAUGGGAAUUGCAGUGAUACUAGAGGCUUAGAAAUUGCUAUAAAACAGCGUGUUGAUGAUGCACUUACUUCAAAACUUCCGAUGUUUUACUUGGUCAACAGACCUCACAUUAGUUUAGUACCUUCUGCAUAUCCACUUCAAAUGAACUUGGAUUAUAAAUUCCUGAGUCUGAAUUGGGCACAAGGAGACAUUUCUCUGGAGAUUGUGGAUGGCCUUAGUGGGAAGAUCACUGAAAGCUCCCCAUUUAAAAGUGGUGUGUCAAUGGCAAGUCGCCUUUGUAAGGCUGCAAUGUUAAGUCGAUUUAAUCUGCUUGCCAAAGAAGCUAAAAAGGAAGAUUUACUUGAAGCUAGUACCUAUCAUGCAGCUAAGUGUAUGUCUGCAUCCUAUCAAGAAGCUAAAACUUUGUUGAAAGCCUACCUACAGCAACACGGCUAUGGCUCCUGGAUUGUGAAAUCUCCCUGUAUAGAGCAAUUUAGUAUGUGAAUUAAACAAUCCCUUGUCAUAAUAAAAAUUUCUAUUUUU
Messenger RNA from Ochotona curzoniae (black-lipped pika), 1847 nucleotides. It is a transcript of the gene ADAD1, whose product is annotated as adenosine deaminase domain containing 1. Gene Ontology annotation, molecular function: double-stranded RNA adenosine deaminase activity; tRNA-specific adenosine deaminase activity; double-stranded RNA binding. NCBI's taxonomy places the organism in Eukaryota, Metazoa, Chordata, Mammalia, Lagomorpha, Ochotonidae. Bases 72 to 1808 code for a protein of 578 amino acids. The transcript is spliced from 11 exons. Gene Ontology annotation, biological process: RNA processing; adenosine to inosine editing. The record is from RefSeq and is a predicted model, not a curated record. Gene Ontology annotation, cellular component: cytoplasm; nucleolus.